AUGAUCGGGCUGCACCCAUUGUGUGCAGUGCUGUUUACAGUUGGAUAUGCAAUGCGGGCAUAUGGAGCCGACGGGCACUAUAUUUACAACCCUGACAGCUCACAGAACCUGCUCGUCUAUAUUCUCAGCCAGGUUUUGAUCUAUAUAUGCCCUCCGCUCCUCGAACUCGCCAACUACCACGUUCUCGGCCGGAUGUUCUACUACGUCCCAAAUCUCGCACCCCUUCCCCCCGGCAAAGUCCUGGCCAUCUUCGGCGCCCUAAUGGCACUUGUGGAGGCACUGAAUGCUCUGGGGGUAGCCUUCAACGCUAACCCAACCGGCAGCCAGCAAGGAUUGGGAAAAGCUUUGAUCCUCGUCGCGCUCGCCCUUCAACUGUGCGUGGUUCUUUCGUUCGUUUUAAUAGCGGCCUCUUUCCAGUGGCGGUGCGCAAAAGCCAAUAUUCGUCGCAGGUCUCUGCCGACCCUUCUGGUCACGCUAGACAUCAGCAUGGGGUUAAUCCUGGUCCGUUGCAUCUACCGCCUGGUUGAACAUGUCGGCAACACGUCGGUGGAUCUCGGCGAUCCAGAAGAACUUAGAUCCCUGAGCCCCCUUUUGCGAUACGAGUGGUUCUUCUAUGUCUUUGAGGCGUCGCUCAUGCUCCUCAACUCUUUCUUAUGGAAUGUGUUCAAUCCGGGCCGGUAUCUGCCCAGACACCACACGGUUUAUUUGGCAGCGGAUGGCACGACGGAAAUCGAAGAGGAGGAAGUCCGCAAUGACCAACAUGUUCUGGUUAAAGCUGCGUAUGCGGCCGUCAAUGCGCUGACAUUUGGGCUGUUUCGCCUCUUUGUCCGCCAGAAGGAUGAAGAGAACCAUCCACUAACAGAGCGAAAUAAAUAG
This is a messenger RNA of Aspergillus fischeri NRRL 181, 876 nucleotides long. Its product is annotated as putative RTA1 domain protein. Gene Ontology annotation, cellular component: membrane. The coding region runs from base 1 to 876 and encodes 291 amino acids. The record is from RefSeq and is a predicted model, not a curated record. Lineage: Eukaryota; Fungi; Ascomycota; Eurotiomycetes; Eurotiales; Aspergillaceae. The transcript is spliced from 2 exons.